AUGAAUGACACAGUAACUUUCCAGACCAGGAUGGUCACAACCAACAAACUGCUUCAUAGGAAAAGAAAAAUGGUCAUUGCCAACUUUCACCCUGAGAAAGCAACAGUGUUUAAGACAGAAAUUUGUGAAAAACUGGCCAAUAUGUGUAAAGCCACACCAGAUGUCAUCUUUGCGUUUAGAUUCAGAAACCAUUUUGGUGGUGACAAGACAACUGGCUUUGGUGUGACUUGUUAUUCUUUGGAUUACAUAGAGAAAGAUGGACCUACACAUAGACUCACAAUUCAUGGCCCAUAUGAGAAGAAGAAAACAGCAAAAAAAAAACAACACAAAAACAUAAUGAAGAAAGUCAGGAGGACUACAAAGGCCAAAGUUGGUGUGGACAAAAAGUGA
Molecule: messenger RNA, 390 nt
Organism: Artibeus jamaicensis (Jamaican fruit-eating bat)
Lineage: Eukaryota; Metazoa; Chordata; Mammalia; Chiroptera; Phyllostomidae
Product: 40S ribosomal protein S24-like
Exons: 1
Coding region: 1-390 (129 amino acids)
Biological process (GO): translation
Cellular component (GO): ribosome
Molecular function (GO): structural constituent of ribosome
Source: RefSeq, a predicted model, not a curated record